AUGGACAAGGACUUUCAAGACAUCCAGCAGCUUGACUCGGAGGAAACUAACCAUCAGUUCAGUGGUGGUGAGGAGCUAGGCACUCAUGGGCAGAACCCCAGGAGAGAAAGUCCAUUUUGGAAAGGGCAGCCUCCUUCCCAGACCUUUCCAAAACGCCUCUGCUCCAGCUUCCAUCUCAGUCUGCUCGCCCUGAGCCUCAAUGUCCUGCUGCUGGUGGCCGUCUGUGUGAUCGGGUCUCAAAGCACACGGCUGCAGGAAGAGCUGCGUACCCUGAAGGAAACUUUCAACAACUUCUCCUCCAGCACCCUGGUGGAGGUCCUGGCCCUGGGCUCCCAUAAAGGCAGCAUGAGCGACAAAUUGACAUCUCUGGAGGCCCAGCUGGAGAAACAACAUCAGGACGUAAAAGCAGACCACGCUACCUUGUUCCUGCACCUGAAGCACUUCCCCACGGAUAUGAGCUCCCUGAAGUGUAACAUGGUGUUUCUCCAAAGCAACGGCACGAAAUGUUGUCCUGUUAAUUGGGUGAAAUAUGGAGGCAGCUGCUACUGGUUCUCACGUGCUGGGAUGAAUUGGCACGAGGCCUACGCAUACUGCCAGCUGGAGAAUGCCCACCUGGUGGUUAUCAACUCUUGGGAUGAACAGAGAUUCAUCGUGGAACACAUGAGCCCCUUUCACACCUGGAUAGGUCUCUCUGACAUACAGGGCCCGUGGAGAUGGGUGGAUGGAACCAACUAUGAGCACAACUACCAGCACUGGGGUAUGGCUCAGCCAGAUAACUGGCAGGGCCACGAGGUGGGCGCAGGAGAUGACUGUGCGGUAGUCUUGGCAAAUGGCUUCUGGAACGACAAAUUCUGUGCAGAGCUGAACCACUGGGCCUGUGAGAUGAAACAUAAUAUCACCGUGUAGGAGCCCGGCUUCAGUGUCUCCCAUUGGUACCUGCCACGGCCCACUUCUGCAUCAAUCUAGCUUCUCCAUGGAGGAGGAUUGUGAAGAACAGAAGAUAAAUGGAAUCCCAGGCAUGGGGAAGAGGAGUUGAGGAGAAAUAGGAAGUGGGUGCUGGGAAGGCUGAGA
This is a messenger RNA of Dipodomys spectabilis (banner-tailed kangaroo rat), 1071 nucleotides long. Its product is annotated as asialoglycoprotein receptor 2-like. NCBI's taxonomy places the organism in Eukaryota, Metazoa, Chordata, Mammalia, Rodentia, Heteromyidae. The record is from RefSeq and is a predicted model, not a curated record. The coding region runs from base 1 to 906 and encodes 301 amino acids. The transcript has 8 exons. Gene Ontology annotation, cellular component: external side of plasma membrane. Gene Ontology annotation, biological process: biological process involved in interspecies interaction between organisms. Gene Ontology annotation, molecular function: fucose binding; D-mannose binding.